Leptopilina boulardi is the source of this 1860-nucleotide messenger RNA. RefSeq names its product autophagy protein 5 (gene Atg5). The record is from RefSeq and is a predicted model, not a curated record. Gene Ontology annotation, cellular component: phagophore assembly site membrane; Atg12-Atg5-Atg16 complex; cytoplasm. Bases 147 to 941 code for a protein of 264 amino acids. Gene Ontology annotation, biological process: C-terminal protein lipidation; cellular response to nitrogen starvation; autophagy of mitochondrion. The transcript has 4 exons. NCBI's taxonomy places the organism in Eukaryota, Metazoa, Arthropoda, Insecta, Hymenoptera, Figitidae.
UCUUCCUCUCUUGCUCUUUCUAGACAAACGUCAACAUAACCUACAAUGUUAGACAAAAUGUCAUCAAAAAUAUAAUUUAUCUCGUGUAUUUAUCAAUUUUAUUUUCAAUUCUUCAUUGAAAUAAGUCAUAAACAAAGAAAAAUAUAAUGGCAAACGAUCGUGAAGUGCUGCGAGAAAUAUGGGAAGGAAAAAUUCCAGUUUGCUUUCAAUUAGACUCAGAAGAAGUGUCUGAACUCCAAGCACCAGAUCCAUUUUACUUGAUGGUGCCUCGAUUAAGUUAUUUUCCUCUUUGCACUGAUAAGGUGCGAAAACACUUUAUGCGACACAUUCAACAAGAGAAACAAGAAAAUGAAAUGUGGCUUGAAUUUAAUGGAAUUCCAUUAAAAUGGCACUUUCCCAUAGGAGUACUUUUAGAUUUAUAUUGUAAUGACAUUCAAUUACCAUGGAAUAUAAUUGUACAUUUUGAUAAAUUUCCCGAGAACGUUUUGAUGCACUGUCAAAAUAAAGAAGUCGUGGAAGCGUAUUUUUUGUCUUGUAUAAAGGAGGCUGAUGUUCUCAAACAUCGAGGUCAAGUAGUUUCUAGUAUGCAGAAAAAAGAUCAUAAUCAAAUUUGGCUUGGAUUAUUGAACGAUAAAUUUGAUCAAUUUUGGGCUGUUAAUCAUCGACUAAUGGAACCCAGUAACGAGGAAGGUUUUAAAUACAUACCUUUCCGUUGUUAUGUAAAUGACGAAAGUUAUAUUCAAAAAUUAGUUAAACCUCUUAAUGAGGAAGGUUAUCGGAAAACGUUAAAAGACUUACUUCAUGAAGUUUUUCCCGAUAAAGAAGAAGUUCAAAUUCGAACACAUGGAAUUUUACCCCCUUUGGAAACACCGUUGCAGUGGCUUUCAGAACACUUCAGUUAUCCUGAUAAUUUUUUGCAUUUAUGCCUACUGUCCUCGUAACACAUUUAUAAAAUAUAAUAAUAAUAAUUUCAAGAACAUUAGUCAAUUAGUCAAUAGACAAAAAUUGACCAAUUGUUCUUAUUAUUUACAAAUGAAUAAGUUAUAAUUUUUGGCAGUAACAUGAUACCAAAUCAUUUUAUUUUUUUAUAUCUCUUUUACAACGUCUUUGUAAUCCUGAUAUUUAUUUUAUCUAACUAGAAAAUUUUCAAUAUAUAUAUUAAUUUUGUCUAUGAAGUGAAGAAAGAUAUUGAAUUUGAUUAAAGAAAUUUACUCCAUUAACCUUAAACUAAAUAAAAAUAUUUUGUUAAAUAUUUUUAUAUUAUUUUACAAAUAAAAUUAUUUAUAGUUUCAAAGAAUUAGUAAGUUUUGAGUUGAAAUUUAAAAAUUGGAUUGGUUUUUUGGUUUACUAUUUUUCAUUUAAUAGAAGUCAGAAUUCAAAUGGAUAAUUAUGAUUCAAAUAGUUAUUAAAAUCAAUUACUAUAUUAAUAUAUUCAAGAAAGUUAUUAUAAUUUUUAAUUGAUUCAAUCAAAAUGUUUUUUUAGUUUAAGGUUAUAUAUGUUAAUUUCUUUCAUUGUUGUUAAUUACUCUUUGAAGUUUAACUUCUUCGUGAAAUUUUACUAGAAUGAAUGUGGGUAUAUGUGAAUAUGAAAAAUACUUUUUAUUUUAUCAAUAAUUAUUCACUUUGUUUAUUAUUAGCUAUGUGUGCGUGUGGGUGUGUUAAAUUAUUAAAUCGUGGAACUUUAUGAAGUUAAGUGUGGGUUGUAAAAAAAAAAAGUGUUGUACGCAAACAUUCUGCUAAAAAAAAAAUUGUAUAUAAAUGUAUUUCUGCGGUCUAAGUGUACAAAAUAAUUAAGUUCACGAGACGCAAGCUAUUUCUUGAGUUUUAACCUCUUCAAUACAUGAAAAAAAAAAAAUUGGA